Messenger RNA from Eufriesea mexicana, 1601 nucleotides. It is a transcript of the gene Hakai, whose product is annotated as E3 ubiquitin-protein ligase Hakai. The record is from RefSeq and is a predicted model, not a curated record. Gene Ontology annotation, molecular function: ubiquitin protein ligase activity. The transcript is spliced from 5 exons. Gene Ontology annotation, biological process: protein ubiquitination; regulation of cell adhesion. Bases 196 to 1485 code for a protein of 429 amino acids. NCBI's taxonomy places the organism in Eukaryota, Metazoa, Arthropoda, Insecta, Hymenoptera, Apidae.
CGGUAUGAAAUAUUUGAUCGUUCAACAAUAAAAAAAGUUCCUCUGUUUAAUUGUUAAGAGUAACAUUGAGCUUUCUAGUGCAUUGUCUGUUUCAAUAAAUAUUUUGGUUAUUAAUAUAAUAUUUGAUGUUAAAUUGUAUUGUUCAGAAUUAGAAAUAUAACCUAUAUCAUUAGAUAAUGAAAUAUAAUUUUAGUGAUGGAAGAAGAUGGUGGUAAAAGAAUGAGAGGCAGAACCCGUGGUAGAGCUCGUGGUAGAACACGAGGACGAGCUAGAGGCAGAUCUAAAAAACAAGUAAAGGUCAUUGAAAGUGAUGAAGAAGAUACUCCUCAACAAGUUGAAGAAGCUCCAGCAGAAGGAACUGGUACAGAAUUAGAAGAACAUGAAGCUCCACCAAUACAACAGCUUCCAUUGGAGCAGCAAUUUGACUUGGAAGCUGAUAUAUCACAAUUAGAAGCUCCAACUUUUACAACUAUUAAUAGAGGACCGCCUGAACCCAUGUUACGUUUAAGAUGGGAUCAUAGAGUGAAUCUCAUUGGAGAGAAAGUACUGAAUCCUAUGAUACAUUGCUGUGACAAAUGUUUGAAACCAAUCCUUAUUUAUGGACGUAUGAUACCUUGCAAACAUGUAUUUUGUUUAUCUUGUGCCAAAAGAGAAGACAAAGUUUGUCCUCGUUGUAUGGAAAAAGUUACUAGAGUGGAACAAACUGGUUUAGGUACUGUAUUUAUGUGUACACAUGGAGGUACUAGAUAUGGGAAUGCAGGUUGUAGAAGAACAUAUCUCAGUCAAAGAGAUUUGCAGGCUCAUAUUAAUCAUCGACAUAUAUCAGCUCCACCACAACAAGUUCAAGGAAUGCAAGUUGAUCCUCCUCAAUAUGUGCAUUCCAAGUCUGAUAUAGAAUCUCAAUUAACUAAAGUUUCAUCAGUUGCUAUGCAGAAUACUCGCAUAAAAUCAGUACAAUCCCAUUUGGUCCAACCAAUAAUGGGAAACGAUCCUAGAGUGAAUUCAAUGGUUAAUCAAACUCCAGUCGAGCACAGACAGCAACAUAGACCACAGGCAUUAAUAUCUAUGCAGAAUUAUACUCAAAAUUCUGCACCUCCACCACCAAAUAAUGCUCCAUUAAGAACAAAUCUUAUAACUGUGCCGAUUCAAGAUACAGCUAUAACAACACAUGAUAUGCAUACACAACAAAGUCAUCAUUAUUAUCCUCCUCCACCUCCACAAGUUAAUUACGGAGGAUAUAAUGUGCCACCUCCUGUUUCUCAAACACAACAAUACUAUCCACAACCACAGCAUCCUGCUCAAGUAUCUUACGUGCCACCACCACCACCACAACAACAGCAAUAUGUGUCUUCAACACCAACUUCAAUAAGGCCAUCUCCAACAGGAUAUAUACAAGAUCCAUCAUAUGGUCCACCACCUCCUCAACAACAAGCUCCUCCACCACAGACACAAUGGUCACAGCACCAGCAACAAUUUUAUAGGUAAAGAAACUAUAUGUCCUUAUUGUAAAGAACUGUAUGAUAUAAAUUGUGAUAAAAUUAUUAUGAAAGCGAUGUAUGACAAUUAAAAAUGGUUGUAAAUACCAUUUUUGAAAAUGCACU